UGCGAAAGAAGCGUUCACUCCCUCCAGAGGAGCGCACAGAUUUUUGAGGGAGCCAGUAGUGGGGAGGAAAAAAAUCCAGUCAGCGUUUUGUAGCACUUUCAGAAGAGUUCCUCUACCUCAUUAGAGAUAUUGGCAUAGCUGACAGAUCCUUUUACGCCAGUUUAAGGGAUGUUUUAGGGACAAAUUGUCUCCUAGGGGCAAUUGGAGCGGGCAGUCUGAGUCCCUAUAAUGCGGAGAGAUCAAGUCUCAGUAGUUUGUCGGUAUGAACGCAGAGCAGACGGACCCUGAGAAACUGCUUUCAUGGAUUGACUGAAUGAUUGAUUGGCAUUUGAUUUUUUAUUUUUUUCAAUAUCAGGGGAUUUUCCUGCGUCGCGGUUAGUCUAAAUAUUCCAGAAAAAAUAAUUCGUGGAUUAUAUUUGGGAGUCGAGGAUUUUUUUUUCGGAAGGGGCGUCUUUAAUGAGGAUAUUGAUUUUUUUACACUUAGCCAUACGCCUGGGUCAAGGAUCCGGAGAGGGGAAUUAACCUUUCACAAGGUGGAAAUAUUGUCUUUUUGGAUCCUAACUCACCUCUGUUCCUGCUGAGUCCAACAUGAAGUCUGUCACUGUGUGGAUGUGCGUUUACAUCUUCCUUCUGCUCUUAGAUGAGGCAGCAAGUUCCUGGGAUGGUCCGUCAGCUUCGUCCGUGUCCUUGGCCAACAAUUCUCCAGGAUCUCCAAACACCGGGUCUGGGCCUGGAGCUCAGCCGGAGUGGGUGGACUGCAUCCAGGCGAGUGACAUGUGCAACCAGAACCCUUACUGCAGCUCUCGGUACCGGGUGAUGCGCCAGUGCCUUGUGGGCAAGGAGAAGGAAGCGAUGCUGGACAACAACAGGGAGUGCCAGGCUGCCUUGGAAGUGCUGCUGGUUAGUCCUCUGUAUGACUGCCGCUGCAAGAGGGGCAUGAAGAAGGAGCUGCAGUGUCUGCAGAACUACUGGACCAUCCACAUGGGACUCACUGAAGGUGGAGACAUGGAUGACUCAUCCCCGUAUGAACCUGUAGCACCAAACCGACACCCUGACGCAUUCCGCUUGGCCUCCAUCUCUUCAGGGAUGCUCACAGUGGCCCCAAAAGGUUUCCAAUGUCUCGAUGGUGAGAGAAACUGCAACCCCUGUCUCGAUGCAGCCAAAGCCUGCAACCUCAACGGCAGCUGCAAGAGGCAACGCUCCGCCUACAUCGCUACCUGCAGCAAGGAGGACCCCAACAAGGGUGAAACCUGCAACAAGAAGCGCUGUCACAAAGCUCUGAGGUUGUUCCUGGAUCGCGUGCCCCUUGAGUACAGCCACCGGUUGCUCUUCUGCCCCUGCCAGAGUGAGGGAUGCGCAGAACGACGCAGGCAGACAAUCGUGCCUGAUUGCUCCUAUAAAGAUAAGGAGAAACCCAACUGUCUGGAGCUACGGAAGGUCUGCCGCCUGGACUCUCUCUGCAGGUCAAGGCUGGCUGAUUACAUGGUGAACUGCUGGGUGACUCCGAACACAGUGAGCACCUGUCCCAACCAAGACAAUCACCAAGCCUGUUUGGCCUCCUACGCAAGGCUCAUCGGGACAGACAUGACUCCCAACUAUGUCGACAGCAGCUUCUCCAACUGGACCGUCUCCCCAUGGUGCACCUGUAAGGGCAGUGGAAAUCAAGAAGAGGAAUGUAUGAACUUCCUGCACUACUUCACCGAUAACACAUGCCUAAGAAAUGCCAUACAGGCCUUCGGUUAUGGGAUAGACAACAUGCAGAACAAAAAUGUGUCUGUCCCAGCUCCCUCAGCAACGGCGAAGAUGGGGUCGGAUUGGUCAGCUGGCACCUCAGAACCUCCCUUUGUCAUCAUCUCAAAGUAUCCUGAACCAAGAGACGGUGGCCUGGACAAAACCGGGGGCCUGCCAGAGGAUCACUCUGCCUGUCUGUGUGCCAAUGUCUGGGCUCUAGUUCCCGGCCUGGCUUUGGCUCUGGUCCUGGCCCAGCAUGCCUUAUAGAAGCGCCAGGAGGAGAAAAAAGAGGUCAUCCACCCACAAGCUGAUCCCAAAAGCAGAAGGUGUUAUUUCUGAGACUGAUAUUAAGAAGGCUGAAUCUCCAGGCAGUUGACGUAAAUGGCAUUUAUGAAAGAAGAAAAAAACAAAAAGAAGAAGAAAGAGGUGGAAAAUAUUGAAAUUUUACUAUCGUGAAUUUGUUGUUCAUUUGAUGUAUUGUUAGGGCGGACCAAUGUGAUGAAGCACAUGGCUUUAAAAAGGACCCUUGGUAGGAGAAACCAUGAAAGCCAUUCUCUGGGAAUGAAUCUCCCUCUGACUGAGACACAAAAACCUGGAGGCCUGAAGCUGAUCAUGUUAAAGACUUCUGCACUUUUCUCACCAAAGGAGGGAGAGAGGGAAUGAACAACAUAAUUAAAAGAAGACAGGAUUGACAGUAAAGAAAUUGUUGCAGAGAGAAAAGGAAUGAGCAAGAGAUAAAUGGGUAGAGUACAGGCAAAAAGAGAGAGAGAAAGAGACAUUUCUGCUAUCAGUCACACUUUUUUUGUCUUGAAUUGGUUCUCGACUUAAUCUUCUCUUGGAUGAACAGACCACAAAUUUAGGGGCGGGGAUGGGGGAUGAUCACAUUCUGUCUCUUCAACACAAGUGUAAACUCUAAACUGUAAAGCCUACUCAGUGUUCUAAGUGUUGGUAUAGUAUCCGUGACCAUAAUCAAUUUACAGUACAGCUCUUUCAUUUGGGCGCUACAGUAAACUUUUUCAGCAGGCUGUGAAAAGAACUAAAUACGGCAACAUUACCAGUUAAUGGUUCUUUGGUCAUUUGAGAUGUUGUUGUUGAUAACUGUGGGUGUACGCCAUACGUCCACCUGCACAUGUGUAUAAUUCUGUCAUGUAUAUAAAAUUUCUUUCAUUCAACCGAAUUAUAUCUUCAGUACCUUGAAUGGACAUAACUGUUAACCUAAGAUGGCUCUGUUUUGAGUAUUGGUACUAAUGGAAGGCCUUCAUUAUCUGCGUUUAUAUUUGUCUAUAAAGGUUUGAUCAUAAAGAAUGUCUACAGGGAUGAGAUUAAACGAGCUCAAACUGCUUGGAAAGCCAUAACCUGUGUGUGAGUAUCAUGCUGUGUUCACUGAGUGUGUGUGGACAAUUAUUACAAUGUGUAUGCGUCUAUGUUUACAUGCAGGAGAAAAGUAGUUCAUAAGGAGCAGUUUAAAUUGCCAGUGUGGGAGUUUGCUCUAUCCCCUCAGAGAGCAGAGGUUAUGAUGCAUAGUGUAAUUAACGGCAGGUUUUUGGAGGGUAAGGACAUCCACCAGUUUUGGAGAGUGUCUGUGACCCAGCCUUUUAACUCUAUUGUUCCUCCUUUCAUAGAAUAUUUUACAGACCCCAUACUGUAGGCCUCAAUUCACAUAUAUACGACCAUAUCUAUUUACUGAAAACAAUUUGAACAUGUCCUUUUUUGUCCAAAGUUUGUAUUAAGCUGCAACUUUAAAAUGUAACUUAACAAAACGUUGUAAAAAUGUAAUAACUUAAAGGAAUAAUUCAACAUUUUAGAAAAGACAUUUUCUUUCACUCUCUUGCCAAGAGUUAGAUGCAAAGAUUGAUACCCUUGUCAUGUCUGUACACUAAAUAUGAAGCUAGCGCCAGCAGCCGGUUAGCUAGCAUAAACAGGGAAACAGCUAGCUUGGCCCUGUCCAAAGGUAAAAAAAUAUGACUACCAGCACCCAAAGGUGCCAAAUUAAGUAUUUACCUUUGGACAGACCUUUGUUUGUAUUCUUUGCGCUAAGCUAACUGGCUACUGGCUUAUUUAGCAAACAGAAGUGAGAGUGGUAUCGAUCUUCCAUCUAUAUCCCAGCAAGAAGGCGGCAGUUUUAUACUAACUUUAUACCAAAUUUACGUCAUAAAGAAUUGGUUCACAUAUUUUCGAGUCCUUUCAAUACUGAAAGGCCUCAUAUAUAUUGAGAAAGCUAUUUGCUGUAAGGACUGUGGAUUUUGUCCCCUGUGUUGGAGUAACUCUAGAAAGAAAUCUCAUCAGGGCCAGUGUGGACAGCGACCGUAACAUUUCGACAUGUGAGUGUCACAUUAAAAACUCUCUGAAGUCAUUCACAUUGCAGCAUUACAACUGGAAAGUCUCCAGUGGGUAGAUUUCACUGCUUAAAACUAGAGGAGCUGAUGUCUUCAGCCAAUCAGCAGUGUCCACUAUUGAGAGGACUAAUGUAUUAUAUUUAUUCUGUAUUACAGUAUAUUUGCAAACAAGAACAAACAAACUGAAUAGUGUUGGAACUUUAUUUUAGCCAAUAUAUCACUGUAUUUAAACAAGAAUAAGAAUAUUGUUUUAGCCAUGGUGCAUUCCUUUUCUUUUCAACAUAUACAGCCUCUGACAUGCUGAGAAAAUACUCAAACUUCCAUUGGCAUGUUUGCCAAUGAAAGAUGUAUUUUUGUAUGUUUAUGCAUACGUAUUUUUUUUCCUUGCAGUGAAUAAAUGUUGACUGAUGCACAA
Molecule: messenger RNA, 4482 nt
Organism: Dicentrarchus labrax (European seabass)
Lineage: Eukaryota; Metazoa; Chordata; Actinopteri; Moronidae
Product: GDNF family receptor alpha-2
Exons: 8
Coding region: 589-1998 (469 amino acids)
Biological process (GO): nervous system development
Cellular component (GO): signaling receptor complex; external side of plasma membrane
Molecular function (GO): signaling receptor activity
Source: RefSeq, a predicted model, not a curated record